AUGGAUGUAGAAACGGUUUGUAGAGAUUUCGUUUUUUCUCUCAAAAAUGACAAUACUGUGCCCUUCGACAUGUAUACUCUCAUCGAUGCCCAUACACGAGGCCUGCUCGAGGAUAAACUCGAUUUCCCGGACGAUAAGUUAGACAUUUUAUAUGAAGAGUACGCUAGCAACUAUACAAACGAUGAAAGGGUGUACGAUGUGUUCGCCUCGUGCUUCGUUAACAGAGGCAUGUGGAGAAGAGCACGCUCAGCCCUCUUAUCGAGACUGUACUUCCUGGAAAAGGACUCGGAGGAGUAUAAAUCGGCCACCAAAAAGCUCAAUUUGGUCGAGGAGAAUGUGGUGUCAGAGCUUAUACCGCUGCCAAGUUCCAUGGUGGAAAGGCUGUUCUUGAGGGAGCACGAGUACAAUUUUAAGUCCUGGAGGUCUAAAAUGUACCACACACAAGUGCUGGCUCCACACACCUACGGGACCCUGAACCAGAAGAACACGUUUGUGUCGAUUAGCAGUACCACUUUGAAGUCGGGAGUUCUGCUGUUCAAGACGACGCCGGUGGCGGUGGCGCCCUGGGCAAUUAAGCCGACGGGGCAAACGGACGCGAACAUGUGCAAGGGGAGAGUGUACUGCUGUUUUCAUUGUCUGGCGCUGGUAAACAAGCCCUGCGACAACACGCGCGAGGACAGGAGGCUCGUCGCAUGCCCGAAGCACCCGAGGGAGUGCAACUACUUCUUCUGCUCGAAGGAGUGUUUUCUGAAAAACGGAGCUGUGCACUCGAUGGAGUGCGAACACCUAAUAAAGCUGCAAAAGUUCUCUGAAUAUUAUUUGAACCCGGCGAUCGUGCUGCUGGUCUCGAGAGUCCUGAUCAAGUGCAGGCUCAACAUGGACAGCACGAGUCGAGUCUGCGAGCUCGACGAAGAGCGCGGAGCCACCACGGAGCUGCUCGACUCCCUGCUCAACUACUACGUCGACUACUCGUUUCUCAGGCUGCACCACCCGCGGGUGUUGGACGAGGUGAACAGGUUCGCCUCGUUCUUGCUGGACACUCUGGGCUUCGAUUUCUGCCUGCACCUGACCACGCGGGAGCUGGCCCACAUCACCACCGUGGUCUGGAUAACCAGCGUUCCCUUCACGUCAUAUCUGAACUACUCGACUGAGUCCGAGGAUGUGACUGGGGGCACACUCUUCACGUUUAAGAUACUGCAGUUUAAGCAGUCGCACGCGCCGAACUGCGUGGCCCACUUCGACGAGGGGAAGCUCACGGUGAGAUCGAUUUAUGAGAUAGCGCCAGGCACGGAACUGACGAUAAGCACGUUCCUCGACAAGUACCUGCCGCCCUUCAUCCAGACUAGGAGGUUCUGGUCAGUGGGAUCGCUGUUUUCAGCGCAGCAGAACGAAAAAUUGAGCACGAACGCCAAGUUCAACGACCUCACCUCUAUCAGGUGUAGAAAGUGCAUAAAUUCGUACUGUUACACGAAGGGCUAUACGGCAUCGGAGUACGUGAACUACCAGUGGGAGUGCGAUCAAUGCUCGUAUCCGGAUGCUGACGAGCUCGACCUUUUGCAGAACAAAGCGGAACACCUGUUCUCUAAGGCGCAGAAACUCUACUUCGAGGGCGAGUUUCUGCAGUCCAAGAACCGCCUGCUCGAGUUCGUGAGCAACUGGGCGGGCGUGCUGCAUCCUGCGCACUACCUGAUGUACAACGCGUACCUGAUGCUGGCGGGCAUGCUAAUGAAUAAGCCGGGAGGGAACAUACACGAGUCCCUGGUGUACCUGCGGAAGGCGCUGAUACAGGCCGAGAGAAUGCUGCCCAUCGUCUGCCACGAGAAGGCGUACCUCUACGACAGGCUCGCGGACUAUGUUCUCAGGGUCAAGGGCUGCACGCGGCUCAAGAGCGCCGAGUACAACCAGACGAAGCAGCUCAUCAUGAGCUCGCUUUACAACUGCGUGUGGAACUGGACGGUAAUAUCAGGCACGGACUCGUACCAGGCGAAGUCAGCGAUGCAGAAGUGCAGGAGCGUGGCGUUCUCACUUAACAUUCACACGUUCCCGCUGUCGAAGGAGUUCGUGAUCAACGUCCCGAGCAAGUACUCGGUGCUCUUCAGGGCAGCCACAGGCUCAAAAUUGUCGGAGACCUACUCAGUGGACGACGUAGCCUCGAUGGCGUUCUGCGCAGCUCAAAGCGGCGAGUACGACGCCAUCGUGCUGGACAUUUUGACGACGAUACAGGCGUAUGGAAUUCACCAGUUGGGCACGGGACUCUCGGUAGUGGGAAUUAUCGCGUCCAACUUUAACCUGGACUUCCUGAGCGCAAUGUUAAAUUCAAUCCACGAUCGCACGAAACAGCACCUGGAUUUUAUAAGCAAAUCUGUGAGGGCAGGGUCGUAUGUGGUAAAUUUGGCGUACUCGGUUUUCGGCGCCAACGAACUGGGGAUUGACCCGCUCAUCGCGCUUAUUAGCAGCCCGUAUCCGACGAUGGAGAACAAAGAGUCUGAGAUCGCAAUGUACGCGAACACCGAGAGGGCAAUGGUGAACUUGCUGUUGACGUACGGCAAGAAGAUCAGGAAUCUUCUGAAGGAUUACAGGGAUCUGAUCAGUCAGAGGGCAGCGCCAGCUGAUUUCUACGCGUUUCUGAGCUCCGACACCGACUUUCAGAGGAUCCUGAUCAACAGGACGACAAAUCAGAUGCUAGGAUCGCAGACGCCGCUGCACUACGCAUCCUCAAAGGGCAAGACUGAGGUGGUAGAGGUGCUGCUGAAGCACGGCGCGCCAGUCAACAGCCUCACGCACGAAGGAGCGACUGCCCUUCACCUGGCGGCACUCAAUGGGCACCUGGAAGUGGUCAAGCUCCUGGUCAACAGCCGCGCGAGCCUCCAGCUAUCGCUGAAAACGGGAGAAACGCCACUGCACCUAGCCAUAUACGGCUUACACGUGGACGUGGUCGCCUUCCUCGUUGACCUUUAUAGGGACCAAAAUCUGCAGAGCAUGAAGGGGCCCUCGUUGUGGCACGCCCUGGUGUGCGGCAUAUUUAGGGAAGACGACCAGAGGGCGCCGAAAGACCUCAAGGAACCACCGCAGCCGUUCGAGAAUGUGAUCGGCCGCUUAUCGCUGGCAGUUGAAAUGGCGAAGCUGCUCGUGCAGAAGGCGGAGACUGAGAAGUGGCUGAGCACGUACGUCUGGGCGAACCAUCUGCCCUCGCAGCUGCUGCAGCAGCUCUGGGACCGCGCCUUCGAGUCAAGCUCGCUCUUCUACUUCCCCAAGAGGGCUCCCACGGUCUACGUCGUGUCGAACCCGAGGGGCGUGAUGGAGUCGCCGAUGAAAACGCUGCAAACGCCGGAUUCUAACGGAAAGGCAGGCCUCUACGGGUCGCUGAAGGCGUCCAAGUACAACGUGAAUAACUACAACGAGCUCAACCAGAAGAACGACGCUGUGUUUAGCGCAGCAAGGACCUUCCACUUCCUCGUGGAAAUUAUUAAGAAGAUGGAGGAACAGUGUGCGAAUUUAAACCAGUAG
Molecule: messenger RNA, 3507 nt
Organism: Theileria orientalis strain Shintoku
Lineage: Eukaryota; Apicomplexa; Aconoidasida; Piroplasmida; Theileriidae
Product: serine/threonine-protein kinase ripk4
Exons: 4
Coding region: 1-3507 (1168 amino acids)
Molecular function (GO): protein binding
Source: RefSeq, a predicted model, not a curated record